Corythoichthys intestinalis (scribbled pipefish) is the source of this 2368-nucleotide messenger RNA. It is a transcript of the gene odc1, whose product is annotated as ornithine decarboxylase 1. The transcript is spliced from 11 exons. The coding region runs from base 332 to 1702 and encodes 456 amino acids. Lineage: Eukaryota; Metazoa; Chordata; Actinopteri; Syngnathiformes; Syngnathidae. Gene Ontology annotation, molecular function: ornithine decarboxylase activity. Gene Ontology annotation, cellular component: cytoplasm. The record is from RefSeq and is a predicted model, not a curated record.
GCUCACUAUAAAUACAGGCCGGGACGGGUAGCCGCUCCAUUUCAAUUUCAGACAAGGGUAGGAGGAUCAUUCGUCGAAGGAAUCAGUUUUUUUUAACACCCCGAGCUUGGGUCUAAUGGACAAACACUUUGUAAAUGCUUUUUAAGAAUCAGCACUCCAGGAGAACACACUCUGUCUGCUCAACUGGCCCUGGCCUUGAGGCUUAUUUAAAGGGGUUUAACUUCACAGGUGAGCCACCUUGGAUCUCCUGCACUUGAAGAACUGACAGAAAAAAAUUCCAUCUCUUUUGUUUCCAAUUUCCAACUGGCCAAUUAAAGAGCUUUAAGCAACCAUGAAUACUGCCGAUUUGGAUUUUUCUUUCUUGGAGGAGGGAUUUUCUGCUAAAGAUAUUGUAGAGCAGAAGAUCAACGAGUCAUCUAUGACUGAUGACAGAGAUGCCUUCUAUGUGUGCGACCUGGGGGAUGUCUUGAAGAAGCACUUGCGCUGGGCGAGGGCCCUUCCUCGUGUGUCUCCUUUCUAUGCAGUCAAGUGCAAUGACAGCAGGGCUGUUGUGAUGACUUUGGCCUCCCUGGGAACUGGUUUUGACUGUGCAAGCAAGACUGAGAUACAGCUCGUUCAGUCUCUUGGAGUGGAUCCAAGCAGAAUCAUCUACGCAAAUCCCUGCAAGCAGGUCUCUCAGAUAAAGUAUGCCUGUACCCACGGGGUCCAGAUGAUGACCUUUGACAGUGAGAUGGAGCUGAUGAAGGUGGCUCGUUGUCAUAGCAAUGCCAAACUUGUCCUGCGCAUUGCUACAGAUGACUCCAAAGCAGUUUGCCGCCUUAGCAUCAAGUUUGGGGCCCAACUUAAAGCUUGUCGAGGGCUUCUGGAGAGGGCAAAGGAAUUGGGGCUGGAUGUCAUCGGCGUUAGUUUCCAUGUUGGCAGUGGCUGCACGGACCCAGAGGCCUUCAAGCAGGCAAUCACAGAUGCUCGCUGUGUUUUUGAUGUGGGGAAUGAACUGGGCUUCUGCAUGACGCUAUUGGAUAUCGGUGGUGGUUUCCCAGGUUCAGAAGAUGUUGAGCUCAAAUUUGAAGAGAUCACUGCUGUAAUCAAUCCAGCCCUGGAUAAAUAUUUUCCUGUGGAUAGUGGAGUGAGAAUAAUUGCUGAACCUGGUCGCUUUUAUGUAGCUUCUGCUUACACCCUGGUUGUUAACAUUAUCGCCAAGAAGGUGCUCAUAGAUGACGAGUCAGCCUCUGAUGAUGAAGAUGAAGGAAUCAGUGACAGGAGCCUCAUGUACUAUGUCAAUGACGGAGUGUACGGAUCCUUUAACUGUAUUCUGUAUGACCACGCACAUUGUCUGCCAACCUUGCACAAGAAGCCCAAGCCUGAUGAGGCCAUGUAUCCUUGCAGUAUUUGGGGCCCAACAUGCGAUGGCCUCGAUCGUAUAGUUGAGCAGUGUAACCUGCCUGACAUGCACGUGGGUGACUGGCUGCUAUUUGAGAACAUGGGCGCCUACACUGUGGCAGCUUCUUCCACAUUCAAUGGCUUCCAAAAACCUGACAUUCACUAUGUCAUUGCACGACCGGCCUGGCAACACGUGCAGCAGAUCUGCUCCCAGGGCCUGCCAGCUCCCGUGGAGUCCUGCACGCUUGAUGUUCCGGCCUACUGUGGAAGAGAGAGCAGUUUGGAGAUGCCUGCUAAGUCUCCUCAGGCCCAUGUGGUUUAAAGGCAACAUCAUUAAUAGACCAAGCAUCAUUUGCCUUUACUUACAGGAGCAGCUUUUUUAUUUUUUUUUCCCUUCAUCUUGUUUCGGCCAGUUUUAGGAGAUUAAGAGGGGUAUAUUGUUAAGGUGUCUGUGGGGAAGCUAAUAGUUUUUAAUUAGCUCGUUGGCUGUAUGAUUUCAUUCAAUAAGGGCUGCUAUAAUUUUUUUUUUUUCCACUUCACAAAACCCUGUAUUUUACCAUGUAUAAAUUGUAUUUUAUAGUAUAACUGUUUAUUAUAUAAUACGUCAUUGUCAAAACUAAAUAUUCAACAACUGCUAUAUGGAGAUUACUAUACUAAUGUACGCAUGUUUCAAUCAAACAUCUUGCUGAAACUUUUAUUCAUUACUAUGUAGUGUAGGUCAUGUUACGCUCUGGGUGGCAGUGUGUUUGUAACCAAAUCCUCACAAUUACAAUUUACCCACAGGGACUUAAAAGACAAGUCUGCCAGUCUCCUUUUUCUUUAAUAUAAUUUCAUGGUUGUAGCCUGGAGAAAGUGGAAAGUAUGUUUGCAGUUACAAUUAGAAGAGGAACAUGUAAAAGAGAUGGGAUUGCAAUUUCACAAUGCUUUCCUAUGGAAACGUUUGAAAGUUUUUGUAUUUUUUUUUUCUAAUAAAAUGGUGCAGAACUGA